This is a messenger RNA of Durotheca rogersii, 1815 nucleotides long. RefSeq lists its product as uncharacterized. The coding region runs from base 514 to 1686 and encodes 390 amino acids. The transcript has 6 exons. NCBI's taxonomy places the organism in Eukaryota, Fungi, Ascomycota, Sordariomycetes, Xylariales, Xylariaceae. The record is from RefSeq and is a predicted model, not a curated record.
AAGCCUUACUGGAUCGAUAGGACGACCAGGGUGGCAGUGUUACUGUCUUGCUUGAAUCUCGCAAUGCACACCCUCCAAGGCUACCCUUCUUAGACGGGCGAGCCUGGUUAAGCUCCCGUUGAGAAUUAACCGUCGACGAAGGCGGAAGCUAAGGAACAGGGCUCGCGGGGCUAGACAUACCGAUAGGGAGGAGUCGUGAAAAAUACAAGUUUUCGAUUCCAGCACAUGUGCGUGGAGAUUCCGAUGUGUUUUCCUCUGGAUGACGAUAUAUAACAGGAUAGAGUACGGACAUCCCCGAAAGCGGUCGAGUUUACGCACAACCGGUUUCGCCGUCAACGUUAACGGUUCGUCCCCGGCCGCCUUCUGCUCGUUUCCGAUUAGCCGCCGUCGCCGCCUCACUCUUUUCUUCGUAACCCCGCGCAAAGUCCUGGGGCUGAGAGCCGUCGCUAUAGGCGCAGAAAAAAAAACGCAAAGAGAAGCCGUGCAUCAACUUCGUAAUACCUGCCUAUCGCCAUGGCUGCUCUACCGCCUGGAGUCGACCUAUGCUCCAUCCCCGCCGGCGUGCCGCCGGAUGGAGUAGUUCCUAACUUUGUCGAUCCCGUCGACGCCUCCGUCGAGACGCUGGUGGCGGGCUCGGUUCUGACGGCAAUCUCGACGAUCUUUGUGCUCGGCAGAUUAUACGUAAACCGGACGCACAUGAAGUUGGCAGACUACCUCACUAUACUCGCGUUUGUCCUAAGCACUGCCUAUUCCGGUCUCGUUAUGGCUGUGCACGGGUAUAGUCGCCAUUCGUGGGAUAUGCCGGCUUGCUGGUAUAUCGAAGACUACAUCUGGAAGAUGCUUUUCACGCAGAACGUGUUUCUGGGGCCGACGCAGUUUGUCACCAAAGCAGGCAUUCUGGUGCUGUACUUCCAGCUCUUCGCGGUCAGCAAGAAGAUGCGCUGGGUCAUCAUGGCCGGCAUCAUCUUCCUCGGGCUGCUCUACCUCCCGCACCCGAUCCUCGUCGGCCUCUACAACGCGCCGCGCCCCGGCGAGCGGUGGGCGGACCUGGCCACCAACGGCAUGCCGCAGAAGAUUUCGUACUACGCGCCGAUCCACGGGGUCGGGUCGAUCGUCGUGGACACGUACAUCUUCAUCAUCCCGUUGCUGGUGCUGAGCAAGCUGCACAUCUCGAAGCAGAAGAGAAUCUCGCUUAUCGCGGUUUUCACCAUCGCCUCCCUUGCCAUCAUCUCGAGCAUAUUCUCCUGCUACUGGCGUAUCACGAUCCUAGUUUCUAACAACGGCGACUUCACGUGGCAAGAGGCGCAACUCUUCAUCUGGAUCAUGGUCGAGCACAACACGGCGCUCGUGGUGGGAUGCAUGCCGAGCUUCUCGGUCUUCCUCAAGAACCACGUGGGCAAGUCGACGUUUAUUGGGACGAUCCGCAGCCGGGUGUUCGGCACGCGUAACGGCGUCACCGGCGUGUCGAAGCCGAGCCUGCCCAGCGAGAACUCGGGCGCGAAGAACAGCAAGCGGCGCGCGCGCUCCGACUACUACGAGCUCGACGAAUCGAUGCUCAACACGCAGGCGAACAUCACGACCCAGGCGAACUACGAGUUUGCGCCCCAGAGCCCGGGGGACAAGGAUCGCGUCAUUUUCAAGACGACAGGUUUCACGCAGGAAUCGCAUCCUCACUCGAUGGUGUAGAGCGAGCGGGCGAAUGGGUGCACACAGUAGCAUCCCCUUACGGUUAUUACGGGACAGGAGUUGGCGGUGUCAGGAAUUUCAUAUGUAGGAUGUAGGCUCGGGAGUGUAAGUUAAGAGGAGAACCGGCUC